Molecule: messenger RNA, 987 nt
Organism: Guyanagaster necrorhizus
Lineage: Eukaryota; Fungi; Basidiomycota; Agaricomycetes; Agaricales; Physalacriaceae
Product: ADK-domain-containing protein
Exons: 5
Coding region: 1-987 (328 amino acids)
Biological process (GO): nucleobase-containing compound metabolic process
Molecular function (GO): ATP binding; AMP kinase activity
Source: RefSeq, a predicted model, not a curated record
AUGUUGUCCUUCCCAGUCGCGAGACCGCGUUCAGCGACGGUGACAGUGACCAAGAGACUCCUCUCGUCGACGGUCCCGACUCGGAAGGCACUGCCGUUCUUCCUCAACACCCUUCGUGCCGCUGCUCAAGAGAACCGUGAACGGGACCUUAGGCGUAAUGGAAAGAUGCUCCGGAUGCUCAUGUUUGGCAAACCGGGAGCUGGGAAAGGCACCCUCUCGGCGCGGCUGGUGAAGAAGUACGACAUAUUGUCUAUCUCGGCGGGAGAUCUGUUGAGGCAGCAUAUUCAGGAGAGAACUGAGGUCGGCCGACAGGCAGAGGGCAUUGUUGCGCAGGGUGGGCUACUUCCCGACGAAGUCAUGCUCAGGGUCGUCACUAGCAAGCUGGAUCUUCUGCACAACAGGCACUGGAUAUUGGACGGCUUCCCACGAACACUGGGCCAGGGUGAACUUCUAGAUGCCCAUCUCAAAAAACAAGGAACGCCCUUGAGCCUCGUCGUGAACCUCGAUGUCCCUGACCAGGUCAUUCUCAGCCGCAUUUCCGACCGCUGGGUGCAUCUGCCGUCCGGACGCGUCUAUAACACAUCAUACAACCGACCCACGGUCGAUGGCUUUGAUGACGAAACAGGGGAACCCCUGACCAAAAGACCAGAUGACAAUCCCGAAAUCUUCGCAAGGCGGCUAGACAGUUUCUACUCCACUACUUCCCCCCUCUUAUCGUAUUAUACUACAAAUGCGACUAACUCCGAACCUGCGCGAAAUUCGCAUCAGCACCCGCACCAGCUCUCAUUCCCAAUGAUGCCGCUGCAUCAGCUCGUGCUCAAGACGCUCUCGGGGAAGACGUCUGAUGAAAUCUGGCCUCAGCUAGAUUCAGUACUUAAAACGGCCUUUCCGAAUAUCAGCGAGAGGGCGGAGGUGAAGCGGAGGCAUAGUCUCACCGAUGCUAUGUUAGUUGACGGACGUCCAGUCGCAGGGAGUCGGAUGGAGUAG